Molecule: messenger RNA, 2690 nt
Organism: Episyrphus balteatus (marmalade hoverfly)
Lineage: Eukaryota; Metazoa; Arthropoda; Insecta; Diptera; Syrphidae
Product: elongation of very long chain fatty acids protein AAEL008004
Exons: 10
Coding region: 185-1303 (372 amino acids)
Biological process (GO): very long-chain fatty acid biosynthetic process; fatty acid elongation, monounsaturated fatty acid; fatty acid elongation, saturated fatty acid
Cellular component (GO): endoplasmic reticulum membrane
Molecular function (GO): fatty acid elongase activity
Source: RefSeq, a predicted model, not a curated record
AAAAAAAGUGAUAUAUAGAAUAUUUUUUUGUAAAUAUUUUCGAAACGAUUUUAAUUUGUUCAUCAAGUGGAUUCUUCGCUAUCGCUUAAACAAAAAUUAGAAAGGAUUUAACUUUUUUUUCUAAUUUGGAUUUUUAUAAUUUUUUGCAUCAAAGACAAAAAAAACUAAGAAUAAAUAAAGCACAAUGGCCUUAAUAAUGAAAUAUAUUGAUAGCAUGCAAAGAUACAUGGACUCACAUGGCGAUUCUAGGACAAAGGAUUGGCCAAUGAUGUCAUCACCAUUUCCAACACUAGCGGCAUGCCUAACAUAUGUUUACCUUGUCAAGGUUGUAGGUCCCCGAUUAAUGGAAAAUCGCAAACCAUUCCAUCUGCAAUACACACUAAUAGUUUAUAAUUUAGCACAAGUAAUAUUUAGUGCAUGGCUGUUUUAUGAGAUAGCUUCUUCCGGUUGGCUAACGGGACAUUAUAACUUCCGAUGUCAGCCAGUCGACUAUAGUAAUAACCCUAGAACAUUAAGGAUGGUGAACGCAUGCUGGUGGUACUAUUUUUCAAAAUUCACAGAGUUCAUGGACACGAUGUUCUUCGUGUUGCGAAAGAAGACUAGCCAAGUUACUACUUUACAUGUAAUUCAUCAUGGAUGUAUGCCAAUGUCUGUUUGGUUUGGAGUUAAAUUUACACCAGGUGGUCAUAGUACGUUCUUUGGUCUCCUAAAUACGUUUGUUCAUAUUGUGAUGUACACAUACUACUUAUUUGCUGCCAUGGGACCACAAUACCAAAAGUAUUUGUGGUGGAAGAAGUAUCUCACUACUCUUCAAAUGAUUCAAUUUGUUGCUAUUAUGGUACAUGCCUUCCAAUUAUUAUUUAUUGAGUGUAAUUAUCCAAAGGCAUUUGUGUGGUGGAUUGGAAUGCAUGCUGUUAUGUUUUUCUUCUUAUUCAAUGAAUUCUACAAAUCCACCUACAAAGGAAACAAUAGGAAGUACAAGAAUCUUCUUAUGUUCGUCUUGCAAAGACGUGACAAAAGCUAUGUAGAAACGAAUGGUCACUGCAAUGGUGAUGCCACAUCAUCAUCAUCAGCAUUAACAGAAAAGACCACCACAUCCAAUGGCCAUUGCAAUGGUGGUACAAAAUCAACGUACGACAAGGCGCAAUCGAAUGGCGUCAAAUCAGCGAUGAAUGGCAGUCUAAAUGGCAGCCUCUCCAAUGGAGUACACAAAAAUGGUUCUGCGAUCACCGCGAAUGGUGGUCAUCACCUGCACAACAACGACUCACCCACGGGACUGGUACAUCGGAAAAUUCAAAAAUAAUAUUAAUUUAUUUUAUGUUUAAUUUUUUUUUAUUAUUAUUGUAAAAUUAUAUUAUUAUAAUUUCUUUUUUUUUUUUGUUUUAUAAAAAAAUAUUAUUAUUUUUUUUUUUCAUUUAAUUUUUUUGUUUGUUUUUAGUUGUUUUUAUCUAGACUUAAAAAAAAAAAAAAACUAAAAUAGUGAUUGUAAAAAAAAAAAUCUGCUACAAAAAUCGUUACAAAAAAAAAAAUAAGAAAACAAAAAUCAAAACCACACACAUUAAAAUAAAUCAAAUCAAAAUCAGUAUGUAAAAAAAUUAAAGUUAAAUCAAAAACAAAAACAAGAAAAAAGAAACAAAAAAAUCAUUCAUAAUAAAUUAUGUUAAGGGAAAAAUUGUAAUAAUGUUGGUGUAAAUUACUUUAUAGUAAAAGUUUUUAAUUAUAAUCAACUGUAAAUUACACAGAAAAAGAGAAAAUCUUCACAUACAAAAGCAGAAAAGAUAACUUUUUGUUAAUAUUUUUUUUUUCUAAACUUAUUGAAAAAGUUUAACAACUAAAAAUACAAAAUAAAAAAAAAACACACAAUUUUUACGGUGUAAGGUAAAAACAAAUUAUACUUUCUUUUGUAUAUUCAAUAGCAGGAAGGGUAUUCCAUGAAAAUACAAAUAUUAUUUAAAAAAAAAAUAAUUUUUUUAAUUUUGUCUUAAACUUAAAUAAAAUAAAAGUGUGAUUUAGUUUGUCCAUAAGUUUAUACAUAUACAAAACAAAAAAUUAAAUUAAAUUUUAAACAAAAUAAUUUACACACCCAUGUUCAAAGUUCAAACAAAAAAAAUACAAAAUUAAAUUAAAUUUAAAAAAUUGUGCAAAAUUUAAGAAAAAACAAACACACACACGAUAUAAAAACAAUCGAAACCAAAAAAACUAGUUUCUUUUUCAUACAAGCUGAAAAAUUAAAUCAUACCUUUUAAGUUAACUGCAUAUGAAUAUUAGACAAACAAAAAAAAAGAAAAAAUAAUAAUCUUUAAUAAACAAUAUUUAGGAAGUGAUUUUCUUAAUUAUUUGUUGUUAAUUAUUAUUUAUUUAUUUUUAACACUUUUUUAUACGCAAGGGCUUAAGUUUUUUUUUUUAAUAAAUUUUCUAUACUUUUAAUGCGUGUUUAAUGGGCCAUUUGUUCAAUCAUUAUUAUGUGAGAGAGCCAGCUAAACAAAUUAGAUUAUAUAAAUAAAAAUUGUAAUAUAGAAAUUGCAGAUAAAAAAUAAAAAUAUAAAAAAAUAGAAAGACAUAAGAAAAAGAUAAAAAAAAAAACUACAAAAAAGUUUGCGAACCAAAAAAAAAAAAGUAAUAAUAAUAAUAACUAAACUAAAAUUUUGUUUACUAUGAAAAAUUUGCAAUAAUGUUGAGGAGAAGAAAAA